Molecule: messenger RNA, 2119 nt
Organism: Thalassophryne amazonica
Lineage: Eukaryota; Metazoa; Chordata; Actinopteri; Batrachoidiformes; Batrachoididae
Gene: jam3a
Product: junctional adhesion molecule 3a
Exons: 9
Coding region: 140-1048 (302 amino acids)
Biological process (GO): cell adhesion; angiogenesis
Molecular function (GO): protein homodimerization activity; protein heterodimerization activity
Source: RefSeq, a predicted model, not a curated record
CUCCCUGUGUUAGUAGCUAUGGAAACUCGUCGAUGGCAACAUCCAGCCGAGCGCCGCCGUCCUCCUCUUCCACCUCGCGGAGGUGCUGACUCUGUGCUGCCGCCGCUGCCGCCGAGCCGAUAAAUAAACGCCACCAAAGAUGGCGAUUGCGCGACUCGUAGUGUGUUUUGUUCUCUGCUCCACCGUCGGCCGCAUUCCAUCGUCACUCGGCGUAAUCCUCCGAACCACAGACAAGAUUGUGUGGGCAAAUGAGUUUGAACCCAUCGAGCUGACCUGUUUAAUAGAGUCCAUCUCCACUAACAACCCCAGGAUUGAAUGGAAAAAGAUUAAAAACGGAGUCCCCAGUUAUGUGUACUUUCAAAACAAGAUAGCAGGUGACUUGGAACACAGAGCACAGCUCAGAGAGCCGGCCAACAUUCUGAUCUUAAACACCACUCGCUCUGACACCGCUGAAUACCGCUGUGAAGUCGCCGCCAUCGAUGACCAAAGGGACUUUGACGAGCUACUUAUUAGUCUUGCAGUAAGAGUGAAACCUGUCGUACCACGAUGCAGCGUGCCAGAGGCUGUCACAGUGGGCACAUCCUCUGAACUACGAUGUCUGGAGAACGAGGGCUUCCCAGCACCUCAGUAUCGCUGGUUCCAUAACAAUGAGGAACUCCCUCAGGAUCCCAAGAGCAGCCCAAAGUUUGCCAACUCUUCCUACAUCAUCAACCCCGACACCGGAAGCCUGAAAUUCCAAAGUGUGAGGAAGGAGGAAGCAGGAGAGUACUACUGCCAGGCCAGGAACGACGCAGGAUACGCCCAGUGCCUCCCUCAAAUGAUGGAAGUCUAUGACGUGGACAUCCUGGGGAUCUUCCUGAAGUCCUUUGGGGCGCUGAUUGCAGCGGUGUGCGUGACUGCAGCCACGUGUCGUUGCCUUAAACACGGAUGCUGGUCUCGAAACAAUCACCCUGAAAAUAACUACAAACGACCAGCACAGGAUGAUGCCGUGGAAUACGGAGAUGCAGAUGAGGGUCACUUUCGCCACAAAUCGUCAUUCAUCAUUUGACAGCUGAAAGAGAAGAUGAGAUGGAAUCAAGAAGAAAAGAAGAGUUUCUGCUAAAGCUCCACCUGGUGGUCCGAGGUCUGACAUGGCACAUUAUUCUCUAAUGCACAUCAGAAUCAAAUCAGCCAAGUUGCCAAAGUAACUUAGUAUCAGUGGCGCAAGUUCAAUGGGUUUUAUAUCACAGUCGUAUUUUUUUAUUUUCUUGUACUUAAUUUUGACUGACAGCGUUGUGUUUUUACUCAUUUAGUUUUGUCUUUAAAAUGUUACUUUCUUACAUAUUUUUUUAAUGGCACAAAACAUUUCAAAGCUGUGAAAUUUGACAUUUGGCUUUCAGUCUCAGUGUAAAAGAUGCUGGAAGUUACAUUCCCUCAUGGUUUUUUGAACAAAUCCUCUUUUUUAUAACUUUUAAACUUUGUACUCCGUACACUGAAAUUGUUUUACAAAAGUUCUUUGCAUUAUCUUUGUCAUAAGAUAAACAUGUCCUGUGUUUCUGUGGAGAAAUAUUUUGUAUAUACUGUACUUAUACGGCCAAUAAGAAGCUGAGUGUAAAAGGCUGAUCAGCUCAUAAGUAUAAGGCACAAUUUAUCGGGCUUUAUUAUAGCGUAUUUACAGACGAUAACUCAUACGUACAACUGCAAAGUAAUUAGUGAAUUUGAAUGCUGUAUAUCCCUUAAUGCUGCAAUUCACUAACUAUAACGAAGGUAAGGUAUGAUUUUUAGAGUGCCGUUCUGUGUAUAAGUGACCUUCUGUGCUUUAUUUUUUUUUCUUUAAUAUUUUGUUGUAUUGGACAUAUUGUCCAGUUUGGACUCAGUAUUUUAAUGUCCAUAAAACAUAUGCCAUUUUAAGUUCGGAUUUUCAUGUGUUGAAGUCAUGUUGUAAAUAUGGCAACAAAACUGUUUGUUGGAGGUAAAUCUGUCUCAUGUGGCUCUCCAGUAUAGAACCUGUGAGUAAAAAAAGUGUUUCUUUUCAAAAGGUUUGUGUAACAACUCAGGAACUGAUGUAAAAUUCUCACUAUUCAUAUUCAUAUUGCGUUUGUUAUUUUGUUACUAUUAAAUACAUUUGACUGUAAAUGUG